UAGGCCGUUUGAGUCGCAAAGAACGCCAAUGCAGCGGGAGCCGAGAAAGCGCCGGGCCAAGGAGCCGCUCGCCGAGCCCAAGGCGCGCAAGACCGCGACCACCAAGAAGAAUGCAACUUCAAAGAAGACGGCUGCCAAUGCAGCCUCCGGCGUGGGCGAAGACGUGCUUGCCCUCAUCAUUAUCGAGCUCAAGAAAUGGCGCCUCUUCGAUCCGAGCAGCCUCUGCGCGCUCGCGUUUACGAGCAAGCGCAUCCGCGCCGGGCUCCCGUUCCACGACAUUGUGCGCGAGGCUACCGUACCGCGCUUGAUAGAGCGCCGCCGAUGUGCGCUGCGCCAAGCGUAUCUCAACAAGCACUACUUUGGCGUCGCCGACGACGGCGGAGUGUGGUGGAAGAACGCAGAGUACGACCGCGAAGCCGCGGCCCUCGAAGCCACGCCGUGCACGGAUGCGGACGUGCUGGCGUACUGCCAGCUCUCGACGCCGGACUGGCUGCACGCGUUCCAGAACAUGCACAGCCGGUACCAGCUCACGUACCUGGGCGACCGGCACCAGCUCCUCGUCUCGUACAUGUGCACAUUUGAGAUGCUCAUUUCCCAUUUGCGGCGCCACCUCUUCUUUGACCGGACGCCCAAGCUCUCGAUCAACGGCACGAUGCCCCGCAAGGACGCGAUCGUCGCGCAAGUGCUCAAGCAGCAGCGCGAUGGCACCAUCUCGAUCGUGUGCCCCGACUUUGGCCACCCGCACAUGUUUGAUUUGCACUUGACCAAGGCGCCGAUGACGCUCAUGCCCGGCGAAGACGCCGUCAUUGAGCGCCACUUGCCCAUUGCGCACCCGCCGGCGCACGUCAACACCGAGACGUCGUCGGUCGAGGCGUGGUUUCCAUACCUCUCCAAGUUUAUCUCCAACGGCGGCCAAGUGAGCAUUGGCCGGCAGGCGCACCACCACAUGAUGGUGCUCUCAGGCGAACGCAUCGUGCACCGCCAUUUCAAGCACAUGGGUUCGCUCCAGCGCUACUUGGAGUCGGCAGACCAGCACUGCCGGCGGUACUUUGAGUCGGCCGAAGACGAGUACGACCCGUACGCGGACGAGGAUGAGGACGACGAGGACGCGGACGACGAGGAAACGGCGACGACCGACGGCGUGCCGUCCUACAACGACGGCGUCUCGCCCUCGAUCCCCGACACGGAGAGCGAGUGCAUGGUCGACGGUUCGCGCAGCUUCAACGCCGAUGUGGUGUUUCCGCAUUUAAGCAAGUACAUCUCGGCAAAAGGGUGGCAGUCGAUCGAGCUCAACGUCUUUGGCUCUCGCUACGCUACCGUACACAAGGGUGUCCAGUCCAACUCGAUCAUGGCGAUCGCGAUCACGCACCCGCCGUCAACGUCGCUCGAUCAUAUGCUCACCGAACUCAAUGCGUGCGUGGCACCAGGACCGCUCAAGGCCCGCACGGACGCGAUCAAGAAGCGCAAGCAGCAGCAAGAGCUCAUUCCGGCGCACCUCAAGUACCGGCGGUUCCUCUUCUAUAUGAAGCACGCGCAGAUUCUGCAGCAAGGCCAAGUUUUUCGAUCUCGGCCCGGCACAACAUGUAUGUCAACGCGAUGGUCGGCGACGACAUCUUUGCGCCGUCGAGUCCCAACUCGAUCGUCGUGCAGUUUGAGCUCAGUUCCCCCAAGUCGAUCAGUACGAAAACUCGCAGGUCGUCUCGCUCGGGCUCGUCGAGCCGAGCGAGUACCCCAAGACGCGCGUCUCGGCGCGCUUUGUGGACACGAACCUGGACUUCCCCGUGCUCUGCUGGCGCAACGGCCUCGAGUUCUUGGUCGGGCGUGAGACCAUGUACCCGACCAACGACGACGGGCACCGCAAUUUUAUGCUGCGCUACGAGAAAAGCCCGUUCAAGAGCGGCGACACGGUCUCGCUCCUCUUCAACCGCCAAGAAGGCACGGUGCAGUUUGCCCACAACCAGCAGCUCCAGCCCUUUUACUUUACAGGCGUCAAGUGCAACAACUUUUACGAGACGGGGCUCAUGGUGUUUGUGACGCUCGAGCGACCGAACGUCCAAGUGCGCAGCCUCGACGCGCCCAACAUGAAGUUUCUCCCGCCCACCGGCCAACGCGUCUACUACAACUUUGACCAAUACGACUUUUAAGCUGGCCACGCCCGCGCACGGCGUGGGCCUAUAUUAUUCCAAGCUUGUUCCUCUGCG
Messenger RNA from Saprolegnia parasitica CBS 223.65, 2201 nucleotides. RefSeq lists its product as hypothetical. The transcript is spliced from 3 exons. The coding region runs from base 29 to 1825 and encodes 598 amino acids. The record is from RefSeq and is a predicted model, not a curated record. Lineage: Eukaryota; Oomycota; Saprolegniomycetes; Saprolegniales; Saprolegniaceae.